Messenger RNA from Sparassis crispa, 1002 nucleotides. RefSeq lists its product as hypothetical. The transcript has 5 exons. The coding region runs from base 1 to 1002 and encodes 333 amino acids. NCBI's taxonomy places the organism in Eukaryota, Fungi, Basidiomycota, Agaricomycetes, Polyporales, Sparassidaceae. The record is from RefSeq and is a predicted model, not a curated record.
AUGCAGCCAGCACGCGCACCGGAUACAAAUACAUUAUCGAGGUAUCUAGUUCAGAGCUCGGACGUUCUAUCAGACAUGCGGGUCAAUGUCUCAGAAGAAGGUGUGCAAGGUGUGAUUUGGUACAAGGAAAGGUUCCUUGCAGAUGAGGAAAUCGUUGAGCACCUUGUGGAGAAUGCCACGUCCACAAUAAUGUGGACAAUACAUCGCCCCAAGCGCGGCUGGUAUAUCCGCCUUCGAACACCUGCCUUUCCGCCGGGAGUCUUCAUCUCCCUUCUCCCUCUGCCGCAGUCGUCCCCGUAUCACGCUGAUGCUGCCCUGACAUUCGCUUGUCGGACGAAUCCACCUUCCUACUCUCUCAGUAAUUCUCCGCUGACCUCUUCAGGACUGAAGCGAUCUUUGGAUUCCGACGUGACUCAGAUAGGCGAACCAGCAGUGCACUCAUAUCCGCCAACACCGCCGCCACAAGGCCUCACCGUCUUGGUGCACCCACCCUCACCACGCUUGGUCCAGGCCAAGCUCGAGGAGAUUGCACCAACCCAGUCGAUCCCGAGGCGGCGACCACCGCCGUUGGUUCAGCCUGCAAUCACACACUUCCUUCUCACUCCUCACUCGGCCGCUCACAUACCUCAACCCCCAGAAUCCGCUUCUAUUUUUUCGCGCGUCAUGACCGCUUUUAAGAAUAACGCGCCGUCACACUCGAACUCGUUCACCCUCUCUCCCGUUUCAAUGCCAGCACUGACUUCACCCACACCGCCAUCGUCGUUGUCGUCCGCAGGCGGGCAGACGUUCGUCGCAGCGCCAGUUCCUACGCCCGUUCCGAUACUCACCUUCCACGAUCGCACCCCUGUGUAUACAGUGCGGUCUAACUUCGGGGUCAUUGAGAUUGACAAAUUACUGGAACGUUCGUUCGGGGUGGCAACCAGCUUCUACAUCGCAGUUGCGUUGACAUACCUGGAGUUCUUGGCAGACAGAGAAAGCUACUUAGCUGCUUUGGGCGAUUGA